This is a messenger RNA of Rotaria socialis, 1023 nucleotides long. Lineage: Eukaryota; Metazoa; Rotifera; Eurotatoria; Philodinida; Philodinidae. The record is from the annotation of a GenBank genome assembly.
AUGACCGCUGAAAAAGGGGAAGCAAUCAAAGAAAAAGGCAACAAACACUUUUUACAAAAGAAAUACAACGAUGCCAUUCAUUGUUACAACCAAGCAUUAAAGCAGAAUGGUGAAAAAGCAAUUUAUUACGUUAAUCGAGCAUUAUGUUAUAUAAAAUUAAAACAAUGGGAUAAAGUAUAUCAAGAUGCUCGCCAUUGUCUUGAUCUUGAUCCAAAUUAUAUCAAAGCUCAUGCCUAUCUCGGUCAAUAUUAUAUUGAACAACAACAAUACGAUGAAGCCAUCACAUAUUUUAAGCAAGCACUUGAAUUAUGCAAAAUUCAAAAUAAAAAUUUUGGUGAUGAAAUUCAACGACUAUUACGUUAUGCACAAAAACGUCGUUUUUCUAUUAUGGAACAUAAACGUAUUGAAAAUGAAAUUAGUUUACAAACAUAUCUGCGUUCAUUAAUACAAACCGAUAAAGAACGUCGUAUGCAAUUACGUAUUGAAAAAUAUUUAGAAGAUAAAGAUCCAACACAAUCAUCAACAAAUUCUCUUUCGAUUUUAAAACAGUUUUUGUCUAAAAUAAUGAAUCGUCAUAAUCAACAGAUAACAACAAGUCUUGCUUCAGUUGUGUCAGUCAGUCCAAAAGUAGCAACCACAACAACGCAUAACAAUGAAAUGAAUGUUGCUAUUGAUCAACAACUUGAACAAGCAUUACAAGAUAUCGAACAGUCAGCUGAUCAAUCAUUAAAUGAAAUGAAUAUUUUAUUUAAUGAAGUUGAUGUAAGAAGGAAACGGCGUGAAAUUCCUGAAUAUUUAACAUGCAAACUUUGCUACGAUCUUAUGAGAGAUCCAGUUAUAACACCAUUUGGUAUUACCUAUUGCCGAUCAUGUAUUGAAGAAAAUCUGUAUAAAGUUAGUCAUCUUGAUCCAAUUGCGAAUAAGCCACUUGUUGUCGAUCAACUUGUUAAUAAUCUUGUACUUAAAGAAAUAGUUGAAAAAUUUAUUAAAGAAAAUGAAUGGGUCAAUUCCGAGUGUUUCUAA